This is a messenger RNA of Lymnaea stagnalis (great pond snail), 21004 nucleotides long. NCBI's taxonomy places the organism in Eukaryota, Metazoa, Mollusca, Gastropoda, Lymnaeidae. The record is from the annotation of a GenBank genome assembly.
AACAGAAUGCAAUUUCAGUUAUUUGCAUUAUAAAAGUUUUCAAAAAUCCAUGUAUCUAUUUAAAUUGUUCAUGAUUUUUAAAAUAUCUUAUUAUACAAGUUUUGUCUAAUUUAAACAACAAAUUUUACUUAAUUUCAGUAAGAAAUCUGGACAUGUUGUUCUUAAGAAUUCAAUAACAUUCACUGAUCAACGGACCCUAAAUUAAAUAACAAUAAGUCAUUUUUUAAAAUGCCUGAACGUAAGUUUUUUUUUUUAAUUUAAGAAAUUAAGCUUCUGAUUACAAUUAAGAAAUGUAUUACUAUACUUUACUAAAGGUCUGUGCCUAAAGGCUACAAGAAACAUUUUUAAUCUGAAAAAAAAAACUACUUACAAACCACAUCCAAAAGCAUCCAAUUAUCGAUAAAGGAUCAACGAAGUUGACAAACUUGUAGGCUACGGCUAUUGGUAGUUGACUACCAAUAGCCCCUAGAGAGCUAUUUGUAGUCAACUACCAAUAGCCCCUAGAGAGCUAUUGGUAGUUAACUACCUAUAGCCUCUAGAGAGCUAUUGGUAGUUUUAACUACAAAUAGCUUCUAGAGAGCUAUUGGUAUUCUAUUACCAGUAGUAGUUAGUAGUAGUUUACUAUCAAAAACAAAUAAUUAGUGAUAGAUUGAUGUACUGCAGUAUUGACAAAGAAUUUUUGGCACUAUUGUUUUGAAUGACAUCAUUGAAAUUGCACUUAUUAAGUCUUAUGCUGUGGUUAUUUGGACCCGGGUCUGAGAAGUGAGAGUUUGGGUUUAUCAAAAUUUCAUUUUAAAAUAUUAUAGGAUUUGUAAGACAAAAUUUGGUAUCAAAUGAAAGAUAAUUGAAUGUACAGUAUUUUUGUAAACUUACUUCUGGGGUGUCCGGGUCCAAUAAGACCAAUGCUUUUCGGAUGUCAGUCAUUUGUGGUAGUUUAAUUUACUUAAACUGAAGUUAAACCAUAGUCCAUUCAAUUAUAUUUAAUUUCAUUUCAUACAAAAUUUUGACUCACAACCUAGCAAUAUUAUUUUUUUUGUUAAAUUUUAAUCCAAACCUCUCAGUUCUCAGACCCGGGUAGGAAUAGCCACUUCUUAAGUAGGUCUUUGUUUCCGACGUCUUAGACAGCAGCUGUGUGGUCUGGGUGCACUUCAAAAAAAAAUUAAUUGUGUCUAGUCUCAUAAAUCAUCAUUCACUCCAAAUCGGAUUUCCAAAGCAUACUAGACUACACUUUACUUUUAUGUUUGUUAAUAUUUUAUGUAUCACGGCCUAUGUUUUCAUCGGAUUCUGUUCUGUUAAAUACAUAACUUUGGCGUAGUAAGUUAGUAAAUAGAAAUUGCUAGACGUUUAAAUAUACGUUUGUGUUAUAGAUGAGCAAUUUACCGAAACUAUGUAUAUAAAUAUAUCAAUGUCUUUAUUAUGAGUUAACGAGCGCUCAAUUGUGUAAAUAAUACUCAGUAAGCAUAUCUCCCACCAGAAGAUGGAUAAAAGAAGAGGGGGUGGGGGGUUACCAGGUGACCAUGUUCCUAAAGAUAGCUUGGCCAAAAGCUUGUGUUGUCAUCUAUUUUUAAAAAAACACCGUAGGCUGUACCAUAAAACUAUAUUUCUGAGUUGGAUUUAUUUUCAAAUGAGCACGUUUUACUUUGGCAAAGAAGGAGCUGUGUAAAUUUUUUAAAGACUAUGAUAUCCCCCCACCCCCUUUCCCGGCACAUCUAUCCAGACCCAAUUAUUAGUGGUAGAGGAUAGAACUAGAUAUUGAAGUCCAUGUCAUGAAUCAUUAAAAUGUAUGUUGAGUACAUGGUAAUGGUGAGUUUAGGCUUAUCAAUUAUGUUAUGACAAGUCAACAACUGCAGUUUUUUAGUUACCGUCAAAGUAUUUUUAUUAAUGAACUCAAGAUUUUAUUCCCAUGUCAAUGUCAUUAACUGUAAAUUACUACUGUAAAUUUAGAUUACAUGGGUAUGUAGUCUAGAACACCUUUCUUCCAAGCUCCUGCAGAGCUGAUGUAUUGUAAGAAUCAAAUAACACACAACACUGUAACAAUUCAUAUUCAUGUAUUUAAUCCUUUGUAAUUUGUAUGCAUGUGGGUUGAAAUGCAUAACAAACUCCACCUAAAAGCUCACUCCUGUGCCUACAUCCACAUCAAUGUCACUUUCAACAAAAAUAAAAAACUACAUACUCAACAGAACUCAUCACUGUCGACUCAACACUAGUUCCUUUAACAUAACACAUUUUUCCUCACAUGGUUUUUUUUUAAGACACACCGCCCACUGAAACUAUGGUUUUAAUCAGCAUUCUGUCCCUAUAAUAUUCUUACUUAGUAGGUUCAUUAGAGAAUUAGAAACAUGCAAGUAUGAAACAACUAAAAAAAACAUAAUAAAUUUAAUAACAUUUAUUAACAAAUUAGGCAUAGUUAUUUUAAAAAAUAAUAAUAAACAUGUAGAGUAAGAAAAACCAAAUGUGUUGCUGAUGGACUUCGCAAAGGCAUCUGACAGUGUGAAUCAUACUUUGCUUCAACACGAAGUCCACAUAGAUCAGGGAUCCAAGGCACCACUAAAACAUGGAUUUCUAGCUUCCUCAGCCAAGCAGUAGUGGUGGACGCAGACCUGUUUACUCUCAAACUCAUAAAAUCGUACAAUACCUUAUAUUUAUAGAAAAAAAUAAACAUACAGUAUACAUGCUAACACCUCAAAAUCGUACAUUGUACGCCAGAAUCGUAAGAGUAAACAGGUCUGUGGACGGUACAAGCUCCUUUGUCAAUGUGAAGUCAGGGGUCCCCCAGGUAUCAGUGCUAGGCCCCUGUUUGUUCCUAGCAGACAAUGACCUACCCGAGAAUCUGACAUUCCAGACUGUUCGCACAUGACCCAGCGGUGUAUAGGACACUCGCCAACAGAUCUGACCAGGACCAGCUACAACAGGAUCUCAAUCUGUUAGCUGAGUGGGAGAUGAGCUGGGACAAGGAAUUUCACUCUGCCAAGUGCCAGGCACUAUCAGUCUUUAAAAGUAGUACGCCUCUACACUACCAAUACGAACUGCAAGACCAUAUACUUGAGCCAGUUUCUCCCGUAAAGUACCUGGGUGUUACCAUUCAAAGAGAGGUCCGCUGGGACAAGCAUUUUAACAAUGUAUGUAACCAAAACCAAGCAAACAAGACCCUGGGGCUUAAUCUAAAGAUUGGCAACUCCUGUGUGAAAGAAAGAGCCUAUAAAUUAUAAAGCCUUUGUCCGUCCGGUUUUAGAUUAUGCAUCUUCAGCCUGGGACCCAUUUAUCUAGAAGAGCAUCGACAGGUUGGAGGCGGUCCAGCGACAAGCAGCACGCUUUGUCCUAAACCACUUUAGGAAACUCGUCCAUCUGCCCCAUAGAAAUUCAGGCUCAUACCAGCAAGAAGCCAAUAUAGGAGCUGCUCCUUCCUGCCCAAGACAAUCUAGCUUGCAAAAGGAAUAGUUGAGGCGACAACGCUAGACUCAUUUGGGUCUAUUGCCUCAAGCCUUCAAACCCCCAGUGCAUGAUUCCCUCACAAAGUGACACUGGAAAUCAUUGAAAUGUCCUCAACACCAGGCACAGAAAAAUUGCAAAUCCCCUCUACAUGUAUAGGAGCCAAAAAUGAUCAAUAAAUUAAUCGUGUACUUAAGAUAUAGAAGAAUAAUCUCAAUAUAAUGAAUAUGUUAUAAAUGUUAGCAACAUCCAAAAUUUGAUUAGAAAAAACAAAUCCUUAUGAAUUGAAUUAAUGAAGUACAUAAUGAAACGUAGAAAAAAAAUAUUCAUACUGUUAAUAAAAUAAACAUGAAUAAAAUAAAUGAAAAAUAAUAGACAAAAUAUAUAUCAAUAUAUAUCAACAUACAAUACCAAGCCAAGCAUAAAUAAUGAAUGAACUGAAAUUACAAAAGAAUAAGAAUACACACUACAAUUAUGGAUAUAUAUUAACAGCGCAGUAAAAAAGAAUUAAAUUACCAGCAUGACUGACAAAACCAUGAUUUUAUCCUCAUACUGGAUCUAUACCCAGCACAAUCAUAGUGGAACCAUUCCAGACAAUGAUCACACUGUACCAUCUUUAGCUCACCAUCAUCUAUAGUUUGACAAGAACUGCAAGAAAAUAGAUUAUCUUGACUUUUUAUACUAACUCGAGCCAACAAUUCCCUCCAGGCAUCAUCAAGAAAUUUAUCUUGAAUGGAGCUAAAAUUAUGAUCCACUAAACAUGCACCCAACAGACUAGGCGACUUUAAUUGAUCUAUAGUGUACGGGGGCUCACCACCUGUCACACAUGCAUUUACAUACAAUUCAAACUUAACAUCAUCUGUCAAUUUGUCGAACUUUAAAGGAACUGAAUGCUUUCUUUUUCUCCUAGUGAAAUUCUGUUUAUUAUUUGGCCUGCCCUUAACUCGUACUCUUUUUAAAAUAAUAUUAGAAAAGCUAGCAUUAGCUUCAGGAAGUGAGUGUUCAUUGUCAGAGGAUAUACAAGGUAAGGAUUGAGCAUCAAUUAAACUAACGGCUUUUGCAGAAGAACAAGGAAGUGAAUCAACUACAUUACAAUUGCCGCUUGUUGAAUAACAUGUCAGUGAAUCUACACCAUUAAUAAGAACAGUAGUAGUGGAAGGUAUAUUAUUAACAACUGGACAAAGUAUUGAAUCAGCAUCAGUUGAAGCAGUAUCUGGAGGUUCACUGCUUGUUAAUUCAACAUCAUUAAUGAAAACAGUAUUAGUAGUAGCAAAAGGUAAUGAAUCAACAUUUAAAUCAACACUAGAAACAGUGAUAUCAGUAUUUGUAAAAACAGGCUCAAUAGGAGCACUAGCUGCAACAUCUGCUACCAACAUGUCAUUGCAGGAAUCAAUGCCAUGCCAGAGAUUUAUUAAAUGCCUGACUUGAAGAUAUUUGUCUUUAAAAUCAGUGUCUCCAAGCAAAGGCAAAUAAGAAGAAAUUUCACUAACAAGUUUAGAGGUCAAUACAUAUUUGUCCUCUGGGGCACUAAGAUUUACAUUAGAAAAAAUGUGUUCAUUAAUAGCACCAGUAUUUUGUACAGUUUCAUGCAGGCAGUCGAAAUGAGCCUUAUUUUUGAACCUGUGGUUAAAAGUCACUGGUUCAUAAAUGGAAAGUCCAUUCUGCUUUCUUACAAACAUAACAUGUUUACAGUAUAAAUCAAAACUUUUAAAAAAAUAACAAGUGCAACCACUAUAUGUUGCGACAGAUUGUGUGUUGGUACCACUACAUGAAACAUUAAAAGAAGGCUCACUUGAUAUUUGAGUAUAAUGAAACUGAAAUUUUCCUAAAGAUAAAAAUUGCUGAACUACAUAUUCAGCAGCAAAAUGUGUUAAAUCAUUUUUUAUUUGAUUAAUAACCGGAUUAUUGAGUUGGGCAUUAUAAUGUCUAGCAUUUGAAUUUAAAAUUGAAGAUAAUUUUGAAAGCUUGCUUAUUUGUGAAUCAUGGUAGAUGAGCCGACUGAUGCAUGUGUUUAGGUUUGUCUGAUGAUUUAAAAUCUUUUUAAUUUUAGAAUGAUAGGAUUCCACAUGGUUUGUAGUGGUCAAUCCCAAAGUGAUGGUGUCUAGAUUUAAAUGCCUGGCCCACAUUUCAGGCUUAUUCCACCAAUUCUCCUCAAAAUAGGUUAAAACCUGAACAGGUGCAAUAUUUUUUAUUUCAUCUUUUAAAAUGUUGAACUCGCUUACAGAAUCUGUCUCUUUCAUAGAAAAAAAUAGAUUUGUAAUAGCCUCAAUUAAAUGGGAGGUUAAACCUCUUUUCGUUAAAGCUCUCUGCAGGGCCAAAUUUAUGUGAAAAGCACAGAUUAAAAUAUGUGCUUCAGGGAAAACCUUUUUAAUAGCACCGAUUUCCGAAAAAUCUUUAUCUACAAAAAAACAGGGGCUAGGAAACGUAUAAAUUUCUUUAAAAAAUUCUAAACAUUUAACUAAUAAAUUCUGCUGUUCACAGCGUAUAAAUGCAUGCAUGACAGGGCGACCCCUGCCAUUGCUGUCAACGGCCAUUAUAGUUAAAAGAGGCAAGUUAUAAAUAUUUGUUUUGUAGGUAAUAUCCAUUACCAAAACUUCUGGAUACUUAAUCAAACAUUGCAUCAUCUCACGUGAUGAGUACACUAAAUAUAUAAAAUUACCCUCCCCAUCCCUCCCAAAAUCAACUCUACCUCCUUCAACCAUUAGAUAAUUUAAAAGUUUUUCUGUCUCCUGCUGGUCUGUACUUUUAUUAGGCACACGCACCUUUGCCCUCAGAUUGCUGACAUCUUUGGGAGCAACCACAACAUUCUGUUCUUUUAAUAUAACUUCUCUGAGCUCGGUGUUUGACACUGAUGUAUACUGAAGCAGCGUGUUCAACAUUGGGGUUAGCUGGACCUUUCUCUUCUCAGGCAAUGCAUUAACACUCUAAAUAAAAAAGGAAAUUAAAGCAAUUUGAGUAUGUAAAAUAAGAUAUACAUCUAAAUGUAGCCUAUAACUUAAAAGAAUCCAAUGUGUACUAUACAAGCACAAUAGAAAUACAUUAAAAGCAUGUCUGUGCAAUAACAUCUUACCUCCUGGGACAGCAUGUGGUUAGCAUGAACUAAAUCCGAUUGCACUACUUGCAACUUCCAGUUGUCGUUGACUUUAACCAUUUUAACUCUCAAUUUGGCUGGACAGCCUAGUUUUAAUGACCUAUAAAAUAAAGAAACUGUUUUAAACAACAUUAACUAUGGUCAUUUAAAGUGUAACAUAUAGUUUUAACAAGUUCUUAACUUGUAUAUUAUUUAACAGUAACAUUCUAAAAAAGAACAAACCUUUGGUUAGGUCGCAAGCCCUUCGAUUUUGACGCCCUCUCUGUGCCAUGCUUGCAUUCAUAGAGAAUGAACUGGUAAACAAGAGUCUCAUACUCAGUGGAUCCAUUUGUAGCUGGUAGCUAAAUUUAAUGAAACAAAUGAAUACAUUAUAAUUAUAAUACAUGUAUAUUGUAUGAAAUUAUUGCUAAUGUUAAGGAUGGCUGCCACGGGGUCUUUUGGGUGUUUAUUAUAGUUGCAGUAAAUUAGGGUUUAGCUUAGGUUGAGGGAUCGAUUUAGGGUUCAGGUUAGGCAUAGGGAUCUAUUUAGGGUUCAGGUUAGGCAUAGGGAUCGAUUUAGGGAUUUUUCGUGAAAUUCGAUAAAAUAGUGGCAGUCGUCCUUAACAUUUACCUAUGAAAUUAAUAUUAUACUUAAACUGUAUAAUAAUAUAUCUAUAAAUCUAUUUUUAAAAAUGCGCUUUUUAACAAUAAAUAAAUUGUAAUAGUGGCAGUCGUCCUUAACAUUUACCUAUGAAAUUAAUAUUAUACUUAAACUGUAUAAUAAUAUAUCUAUAAAUCUAUUUUAAAAAAUGCGCUUUUUAACAAAAAAUAAAUUGUAAAAAUCAAUAAAUAAAGAUAGUUAGAUAGGCUUACCUUUUUAGAACUCUUUUUUAUAAAGACAGCAUUUUGAAGCUCUUCUAAGGCUUUGAUGGCUAUUUCCAAAUCUUUGAAUGUAUCAAAAUGGCAAUUUGCAGCUAAAACACUUUCAGGAUUCAUUUCUAGGCAGGUGUUGUCACUAGUACGAACUAGUAAAAAAUGAACGAGCCAUUGCUUCACCCUCGUCAUAGAAAGCGGGUUUUUAAAGUUCCGGUUUUGGUUUGAUUUGAUUGGCUGGACUACCAAUAGCUCUCUAGUAGCUAUUGGUAGUGAACUACCAAUAGACACUUCCAACUUGUAAUUUACUAAAAUGCUAAUAAAAGGCCGUCUAUAAAGUACUUCACACUCAGGAGGGGGUCCAAAUAAUUUUGACUCGGGUGGGGGAGGUAAAAAAUCUUGUGUGACAUCACACAUUUUUUAUCAUAAGUGACAAUCGUCAUAAUUAUGAUCCUGAUCUUGAAAUGACACACUGACUCGGACUGACUGACUGAAGUUUUAAACUUUAUAAUUAUGUAUACUAAUCAAUAGUCAUACUGUAGUGAUGUUCAUACAAUGUAUUCUGACAGAAGAUAUAAUAAAAUAACAUUUCAGUGUCUGCUAUUAAAAAAUUGUGUUUUAUUGAGUGUGAGUGGGUCACUGGUUUACUGGUUUUUCGCUGGUACUGACUGACAGAGAGGGUGGGCGCUGUUUUUACAGUUUACAGGAGUGCAUUGCGAUAUAUAUUCUACCAGGUUAUUUUGGAUGGAUUUGAAGCUUAUGCAAAUAUAAAUCAGACUUAGCACAGUAUCUGCAAACACUCACUUGUAAAUCAUUAUUUAACAAAACUUCCUUUAUUACAAAUGUCGCUGUCACUGGUGUCCACCCAACAAAUGUAUAAAAGAUGUGGAUGGGCACAAAUCGCAAACUGAAAAGACAGUUUAGCACUAGCUGCACUCUUAUGAAUUUUUAUUCCCUUCAUUGUUACCCUAUUUUCCGUGGGAGGGGGGUGGGGGAGACUCAUACUCAGCAUAUAUACUUACAUAUUAAUAUUAUAUUUUUUUCAUAAUUUAAAUUAAGUUUAAAUUUGUUGUCUUGCUUAGUUAUAAUAUUUAUCUAUGUGCUGAAUUGAAUAUGUACAAUAUCAUAAAAAAAUAUUCCCAUUUAUUUGGAGCAAUAAAAGAAUUUUAUUUUAUAACUUGACUUAUCAACAAAGAAUCACCUGUAAAAUAGCUCAUCCAACACGAAAAAACACAAUGUUUAAAAUAUCCGGUGUUGAAGCAAUAGAUUACCAAAAGUGUAUUUUUAAAAAAAACCUUAAUGGUCAAGUGUGUUUUAGAUAAAAAAAAUUUUGUUUUGUUUUUUUUAACAUUUUUUAAAGUGACAUACUUAAGGAGGCGGGGAGUCUGAAAUUCGUGGCAGGUUGAAAACUGAGAUUGUGACAAAAGGGGGUGGGGGAGAGAAUUUCCAAAAAUAGAGUAACCUACUUUUGUCAAAAUUUUUUUAUUUUUUAAUCAUAAUCAGGUCUGAUCAUGUAAUGAGAUAUAAUUAGGCUAUGCUUGAAUAAAACAAUAAUUACCCAAUAAUUGUAUUUGAUUUAAGAUUUGUAAUUUUUACAAUAGAAAAUGUCAUAACAUAAAAUGAUAAGACGAAUUCCAGUGCAGAUGACAGCUAGUCACUGUAUUCAACAAAAAAUUCAAAAUUCAUUUUGAAAAGCAUGUUACAAAUAAUUAUCAGAUGGCAAUGGUGGUAUUUUGCAUCAUACUGAACUUGCAAUGCCGAAAAAACAUGUUGAAUGACAUGUAUGAUAUGCCCAACUUUCUGGCCUAACAUUAUUUUAGGCUAAUUAAAACACGAAAAUGCCAUAUAGUGGAUGACCUUUUUAUUUAGGCCCAAUGUGCAGAUGUAUAAAUAUGUCAUAUCCUAAACAACUUGGGUGCUAAAGAUGAAGGAACCAUUUAAAAUAUACCAAAUAAAACAGAUUAUUAUAUCCUGUGAUUUUAUAAAAAAUGUUUUAUAUUACUAUUUUUUAGGUGACUCUGAAGUGUUUUCCAACCCUUUACCCCCAUCUGGUCACAGAGUGCAUGGUGAUGAUGGGGGUGAUGAUGAGUAUGUCAAACUUUAUCAUUACCUAACAGAACAUUUGGCAAUGUAUCAAGUGUGAAUUUCAUUUUUAAAAAAAAUUAAUUAAGAAAUAAUUAAUUAUAAUAAUUAUUUGUUCAGAUAUGCAAUAUACUAUAUACACAUAUCUUUCAUUUAUAAAAUUCAGUUUUGAAAACUAGUUUGCCUUAUAAUAAUUUAUAAAUAUUGAUUACAUACUAUGUAGGUUAUAAUAAUAAAUGGUAGAAAAUGAUGCUUUGCAUUGAAAAGAUAAGCAAUAUUUGUUCUUUUUAAUCAUAAGGCACCCUCUUACCAAUGAAGACUUCCGUAAGAUGCUUAUGACCCCCAAACCAUCAUCUUCAACAUCUUAUACAGAGACAGUAAGACAUGCAAGAAAAGAGUGAGUGUGGUAUAGCUUUAAAAAAAAUUAAAACUGUUAUCAAUUUGAAAAGACAAUUCUUAGUCAUAAAAAAUUUGCUUCAAACAUUUCAGAAAUUAAAAAUUAUAAUUUUUAAUCAAUCUUAAAUUUUAUUUUGUUUUUAUAAGUAUUAUAAGAGUACUUUUUCAUUACCAAAGCAAUAUAAUAUUGUUAAUCAUCUUAUAUUUUACCUUAUUAUAUAGAGCACCUAUUAAGGAAGAUGAGGUGGAAGAGGAGGAUGCAGCAACAAGGAGGAAAAAAAAGAAAAGGUAAUCAUGGAUAAACUAUUUGAUUAAAAAAGUUGUUAUUUUUGUCAUGGUUGUUAGGCAUUGCUAGCUUUUUCAAAGAAAUAUUUUACCACUCAUUUUUAUUUUUCAGUUAUUAUGCAAAGUUGAAACGAGAUGAAGAGGAGCGACAAAAAGAGUUGGAGUCUAAAUAUAGAGAUAGGGUAAAAAAAAAAAAGAAACAAAUAUAUACACACAUAUAUAUAUAUAUAUAUAUAUAUAUAUAUAUAUAUAUAUAUAUAUAAAUAUAUAUAUAUAUAUAUAUAUAUAUAUAUAUCAUUAUAUAUAACAAACCAAUCUGAAAAUUAAUUGCUGUAAGCCAAUGAUAAGAAGAUGGUUAGGUAUGCAGUUGAUUUUCAUCUUUAAUAUUUGCUUUUAAUUGGUAUGAAAAAAGUUUUGGCAUUUAUUUACAAUUGGUUUUUAAAAGUCGAAAGGAUAUCUUAUGUUUACAAUUUAAUUAUUUUACUGUUGCUUACAAUUUUUAACCAAAUCUAUUAUUUUUAUUUUGAUAUUCAUUUCAAAAUCUAUCUACAAAUGGCAGGCAAGAGAGCGUAGAGAGGGUCACAACAAAGACUAUGUUGAAACGGAAGUAAUCAGUACAACUGCCGAUUACAGGGCUGUAGCACCUGAUGCAAAAGCGUACGAACAUUUAAUAUAAUAUUUUUUAUGCUAACGCAUCGCUAAUCUUUUUUUACUAAAGCUUAUUAAUAGGAAUCACAUUGUUCCACAUGAUAUUUUUGGUACAACCGUUGAAGUAUUUCAAGGAUGUACUAUACAUUACCGUACUAGACUAUAGAAACUACAAAUUUAGUUAUUUUCUUAGAGGGUAAUGUCAAAAGCCAACACAUUUUUGAACAUGUUGAUCACUCUUCAUAAUUAGUUAUUUUGUUUGUAAGAGCGCCCAGUAGACCAUCACACCAUUUAGUGUGAAUAUAUUAUCUAUUCAUAAUUUCUUUACAGCAUUGAGAAUUAUGCGGAAAGAAGAAAGCAAGUAAUUCAAGCCUCAAAAUAUUUGGGUGGUGACAUGGAGCAUACACAUUUAGUCAAAGGUUUAGACUUUGCACUUUUGGAGAAGGUAAUUUAAAAAAUGAUAACUGGGUGUGAUUUUAUUUUCCUGGAAAAGGGUCUAAUAAAUCCAAAUUUAUAUUUGUAAAUCCCAUAAGUGUAUAAUUUUUUUAAAUUAAAAUUAAAAACCACAAUAAUCCACCAUAAUGUUGAAAAACUAUAAAAAUGAUUUUGAACGAGUAUUACUCCUGUGUAAUUGAUGGUUUCCUAUACAGGUCAGAGCAGAAAUUCAGACCAAAGAAAAAGAAGAGGAAGACAUGAUGGAAGCUGUUGUUUCUCAACCUAAGUAAGAUUGUGCAUCUUUUAUUUAACAUAUUUAGAGCAAUUUAAUUCAUAUAUGUUUUAUUGAAAACUGCCACAAUCAUACAUCAUAUGACAUGUUCAUUUAAGAUUUUAUGAAGACUAUAUAUGUUUUUUUUCGUUAGUAAAUAACAGUUCAGUAAAUGUUUCAACUAUAUCUUGAUAAAAGUAUGGUAUCUGAGUUGAAGUUGUAAAAAAAAUUAAAAGUUAUACUUAUAUAGACAAGAUAUAAAACACUUUAAUAUUCAGAGUAAUGAAUUUAAGAUGUAACAUGAACCAAAGAUGAAUACAAUAAAAGAUGUUUUCAAAUUGCUCUGUCUGGGUAAAAUACAUGGAACAAAUGUUAAACUGGUUACUUUAGAUCAUCCUCUACAAAUUGCAACAACAAAAAAUACUUAAUUUUUAUUCAUUUAUGGUGGAGUCUGUCCGUUUGGGGGUUCUAUGAGUUGUAGAUAUUUCCCUCUAUUUGCGGUUCUAUGAGUUGCAGACAUUAUCCUCAAUUUACAGAUUGUUAAGAGUAACUUAAAGCCUGUUCUGCAUAAUAAAAGUCUUAUUAAAAUUUUUCCCUAAAAUUAUGUAAUUCAUAUCCUGAUAAUAUGCAAGAACUGUAAAGCUUAAUGAUCUGAGAUUUCUUGUAGAAAAAUUAUGAAUCAAAUUUAUAAACAAUUCUGAGGAUGAUAAUGAUAAUAAGGUCGCCGACGAAGUCAAUAGAUAUUGGAAAUAGUCUGAUAGCUGAGUCAAAGUGCCAGAGAUACUAAAACAUAUACUAUUUAGAAAAUGUGAUGAUUAAAGGUUCCAUAAAGCGAAGCCACAAGGAUAACCAGAACACAUUAUUAAUAAAGUUUUUUUAAUUUAUUUUUUUAAAUCUCAAUAUGAACCAGAAGACCAGUUUUAAAUUAAAUAAGGGGAAAAGACAUUUUUGUAGAAACCUGUCAGUUUCUUCCUACAUUUCAAUUAUUUACUAUUGAAUUUUUGUUAUAAUCUAAAACAGGUGCACUCAUUUAUUAUCAAUGACAUUACUGUAGUUUGGUAUGCCUAUCUAAGCACUGACAGGUGUUUCAUCAGCUAUUCUAGGUAAAACUCUCAUAAUCAUCUGCAACUUCAAGCUCAUUUUAAUAGGUUUUUUUAAACAUUACAGAGAAGAAGAGAGCCCAGAAGAAAAGAUAACUUUUAAGACCAAAUUAGGUAUGAUUUAUCAUCUUAGGCCAGUGAUUCCCUAACAUAGAAAGUGUGACUAGACAAUUAGAGAAACAACUUUUUUUUGGUGAGCAGGAUUUGUAGCUUAUUAGAAGAAUUAAUUUCAGAAAACCACACUUUAAGAAAAGCUUUAAAAAUUUAUAAUGUUUAAAUGUACAAACUUGUAGAUUAAAGCUGAGUGUGUCACAAAAUUUCUAACAGAUGACACACUCUAGAGGACAACAGCUGAUAUAACAGAUAAACUUGAGACACAUUUUAGGAAAGAACAAUCUUUUCUAUUAUAAAACUCAGGUUGAACAAUUAUGCCUCACAUCAAUUGCAAACUACAUUGCUUGGCCAUAGCAAUAUCUUUCUCAAUGAGAAAUUUAUGUUUUAAUGCUGCAAGAAGCUUGAAAGACAUUCUUGAGAAGCAAUUUGGGCAUUUACAAAAUGAAAUAUUUUAUUUCCUGUGAAUAAUGUUCGGGAAUCACUGUCAUUUUGUUUAUCUCAUAAUUCUAAUUUUUUAUUUAAUUUUUAGUUAAGUACCAUAAAUACUUCUGCAUGUAAUAGCAGUCAAACUUAUGUCUGUUUGUAUGCUUCACUAUAUAGACAAUCUAUCUUUAAUAAUAAUUUUCAAACAAUUCUAAUUUUCACAGGAAGAAACAUAUACAGAGUUCUCUUUAAAAAUAGGCCACCAGCCAGAAAUGAAUUGUUUCUCCCAAGAAGGAUGGCCUAUGUUAUUGACCUGGAGGAUGAUUUUGCUGAAUCUGAUGUGCCUGCUACACUUAUAAGAAGCAAAGCUGAUUGCCCUACUUUGGCUGUAAGUCAUAUUGAAGUUAUGAAAAACAUCGUAAAAAUGUAUGUCUUAUAAAGCUUUAUUUUUUAUAUGGUUUGUUUUAAUUAUUAUCUUUAUUUUGGUUCAUAGGCAACAACAACUCUAACCACUAAUGAUAUUGUGAUCAACAAACUUACCCAGAUUUUGUCUUACCUGCGACAAGGCAAACGUGAAGCCAAAAAACUGAAGAAGAAAGAAAAGGGUCUGUAACUUUAAAGCAUCUGUAAAGAGAGAAAAAUAUAUUAUCUUAAAAAAUCUGUUAAACAAUCAUGUAAAUUUAUCCUAUGCAGUUUUUAUUGUAUUCAUAUUUGUGUUUAUUCUUAAAGGCAAACUCAAAGAAGAAGAAAAGGCAAGGAUUACAGCAAUGGAUGACGGGUAAUUAUUCUGGCCUUAUUAAUGAAAGUUAAAAUGUCUGCUUUACAAAGAAUUUGUAUUUGCCUUUAGUAAACCAAAAUAAAAAUUAAAAUACAAAGGGUUGUACAAAUAUUUGCACAGCUGCUUUUUUAUAUACAUGCAUUAUUAGUGUUUUUGCUUUAUUUCAGCAUUUAUGGAGAACUUGGUGAUUAUGAACCCUCUUUCAAUAAACCAAAAGACAAAAAAGAGAAAGACAAGAAAGAUAGGGACAACAGAGAUAGAGAUGGCAAAACUGAUCGUGAUAGAGACAGGGAUAGAGAAAGAGGCAGAGAACGGGAAAGGGAGAGGUAAAAUCUUUAUUUGAAGCAAAACUUAUAAAAUGUUUUAUUUGACUAAAAUGUGGGAAAUAGGUCAAAUUUUGUUUUAAAAAAUAUUUUUAUCAUGUUGUUUUUUGUUUGUUUUUUUUUUAACUGUUUAAGGAAAAUUAAUUUAAUCUUAUUUGCCAGUUUCUACAAUAUUAAACCUAACUGUACAAUGAAUAAUAAUUUAUUUUUUAAAAAUAUAUUUCUAAACAGUUUUGAAGGGCAGCGUUACUUUCCUGCUCCCUUGAUUAAAAUAAAUAUAGUAGGAUUAUAUGAGAAAGACACUGAUAAAUUCAACCCUUAGCCAAUGGACAAUAAGUUUUUUAUAAACCAAACUUGGUUGCGAAAAAUUUAACAAAAUAUUUCUUUGAAUAAAGCAAACUGAAACUUUGUUUCUCUGGGUUAAAUUGUUGAUGACUAAAGUUUGUAACUGUUUUAAAAUAAAAAAAAUCAAUUAUAUUUUAAGUUACAGAAUAAGAGAAAGAGAGCGUGACAGGGAUAGAGAGCGUGACCGCCGGGAUCGUGAACGUGAUAGAGACGUUGAAAGGGAAAAAGAAAGAGUGGAUAGAUACAGAGAUGGAGAAAAAGACAGAUCACAAAAACGUUCUUACUUUGAAAAGCCUGUAGAAGAAGUAUGUUGUCAAAGAAAUGUUUUAAAUAUGUAUGCCAAGUCAUAGCCAUUGGGGAAACAAUAAAAAUUUUAAGAUUAAAACUCACUAUCUUCUAUUUUUUAAAAUAUGACCAAGUUUAAAGUAUAUUGAUCUCAAAAUUUCAUUGAAUAUCUUAAAUUUUGAUUAAUGUUAACCUUGUUUCUAAAAGAUUAUUUUUUAUUUUUCAGGAUGAAAUCAAAGACAAGGCAAAGCAAUCAGCCAGUGAACUUGUGAAAUCUAUAAAUGAUAAAUUCAAGGUAAAUUCAAUUCAGGACAUUCUGAGUCUUUUAAAUUUAAAAUAACUUUGGACAUGUGUUAUGGUAAUAUAAAAAAGACCUACACAUGUCAUGGGUUAUUUCCACUAGGAGAAUCCGACCACACAAUGGUCCGCCUAAUGCCAUGCUAUAAGCCAGUUUUGAAAACAACAAAAAUUCAAACAAAAACUAUUGGACUGUGGUCAGAUGAGGCGACAGAAAAACUUCAGGGCUGUUUGGAAAGUACAGACUGGGACACGUUUAUAAACACUUGCCAGGACAUUGAGGAGCUAACACUGUCAAUUCCUACAUUAAGUUCUGUGUAGACGAAGUCAUUCCCAAAAAAAACUUCAGAGUAUUCAACAACAACAAACCCUGGAUGAGCAGAGAAAUAAAGGAGGCCAAACGCCACAAGAAGACCUUGUUUAAGAUCAGGAAUUCAUUAACUCAUUCCCUCCGGCAGUGCUACUUCCGUACUUAAUUUAUUUUCCGGAGAAAAGGGAAGCAACUCAGUUUUGAAAUCGAUUUAAAUUUUUUUUUUUUUAAAUUUAAGCUGCUGCUAAAUAAUAAUAAAUUUUAAGAAUUAAGGACAAAUAUAUAAAAAAAUGAAUAAGGUUUAAUAAAAAAAAUAUAACACUAGCGACGAAAAAAUAAUGAACAAUGGCAAAAAAAUUGAUUUUUGGCACCUCGGACCAAUCACGCAGAAAUCACGCCAUAGCCGGAAGUCUCGAGGGACGCGAGAUUUCAUUGCUAUUUUUAACUAAAAAUAAGAGAGGUCUGUCGCUAUGUGCCCGGAUGCAUUUGGGCGCAUCCGUCGAAACCCCCAAAGGACGCAUUUAGUCGCAACCGUCAGGAAUGAGUUAAGGCUAACAAAAAUAUUGAAAAAAAAAAUAUAUCAAGGUAAAAAAUAAUACAAAAAAAAAAUUAUUCCUUACUAACAACCCAAAGGCUUGUUGGGCUGGUCUAAAGCAAAUAACAGGAUGUACUCCUAAGGGAGAAUGCUUAUGUGUUGAGGACGUGAAGAAUUUUGUUAACGAAUUAAAUGACUUUUAUUGUCGUUUUGAUAGCCUUGACUUUUGAAGAGUACACAAUGAGAUGAUGAAUUUAUUUAAAGAUGGCAGUAGUACACAGGAUGGUACUUUAUUGUUCACCGAACAGGAAGUGAGUCGUUAUUUAAACAAGGACGUAUCCAAGGCCUCGGGACCAGACAAAUUAAGUGGUCGGCUCAUUAAACUAUGCUCAGAGCAGCUCUCCUACAUUUUUUGUUACAUAUUUAAUAAAUCUUAUGUAACUCACACAAUACCAACAAUUUGGAAAACUUCAGAAAUCAUACCAAUUCCAAAGAAAAAUAAGGUAAUGUGCAACAACGACUUACGACCUGUUGCACUUACCUCUAUAGUAAUGAAAUAUUUUCAGAAAAUAAUUCAGAAAGAAAUUUUGAAUGAAGUACAAACCUGCCAGAAGUACGGAGGAUGCAAUCUUACUAUUUGUUGGAGAGACUUUACCAUCACCUAGACAGUCCUAAAACAUAUGCCAGAGUGCUUUUCUUAGACUUCUUAUCAGCAUUUAACACUAUCCAACCACACCUUAUGAUUAAGAAACUUUCCUCGUUAGGUGUCAAUUAAAAAUAUUCAGGCUUGGAUACUGAACUUUUUAACAAAUCGACCACUAUAUGUCAAAGUAAAUAACCAAUUAUCUCUAACCAGAGAAAUAAGCUCCGGGGCACCACAAGGCUGCGUUCUCUCCCCUGUUCUGUAUACAAUAUAUACCAAUGAUAUUCAAAGUUCAAGCGACACCGUUCCAAUCUUAAAAUUUGCUGAUGAUAUCACCAUUGUUGGCUUAAUAUCUGAAGGAGAAGGCCUAUACUGCAACUUAUUUACAAGCCUUAUCAAUUGGUGCGAUGAAAAUUUUCUCCAGCUGAAUGUCUCAAAAACAAAGUAAAUGGUUGUUGAUUUCAGGAGGGGGAAGACAAGAUUACAGAUCUCAACAUAAAAAAUCAAAGUGUAGAGAAAGUUGAGGCAUACAAGUACUUAGGUGUCACUGUUAAUAAUAAGCUAACAUGGCAUGAGCUGUAUAAGAAAUGCUGUAUAAGAAAUGCUGUAUAAGAAAUUCAACCAAAGACUGUUCUACCUUAAAAAAGUGUACAAUUUGGGCGUAAACAAGCAAGUCGUUAACUUAUUCUACAGUGCAACAAUUGGAAGCCUACUUAAUUUCAGUAUUACCUGCUGGUGUGGGAAUUCAACGUCUGAUAUUAAACACUGCAUAAACCGACUAAUCAAGAAAGCUAGGAACAUAACACAAACUUAACAUCCUUCACUUGAAGAACUAUUUGAAGAAAGAUGUUUUUGUAAAACUAAACACAUUUUGGAAGAUACAUCCCACCCUCUUCAUCACAGAUACUUAGGAUCGGGCCGAAUUCUUUCCAUCAGGCCGAGGACUGAAAGAUAUAAACAUUAUUUUUUUCCCCAAUCUGUACGAAUUUACCAGCGUGCUCCCUCUGAAGUCACACAUCUUAAUGAGAACUAGUAAGUCCCCGAUUUGGCUAAGAGAACUCACUGAAUGGCUGUUUGAAAUAAUUUAUUAUAAAUUGUUUUAUGUAUGUGCUGAAAAUGUAUAAUGCAAUCAUAAAACAUUUCCAUUUGUUUGGAUCAAUAAAAGAAUCUUAUCUUAUCGGAAUAUAUCCAUAAUUUUUUUUACCCCAAAAGUAACUUAUUCUGUCAACUUCAAUCAAUUAAAAUUUUUUUUUCACAAUUUUUUCAGGGUUACGCAGAACUGGAGGAAGAAAAAGAAAAGUAUGUAACAAUUUUGACAAAAUAAAAUGUAAUUAAUAUCAUUUUAUAAUAGUUGAGAUACUAUAUUAUGUGUGCCUUACAGUAAUUUGUAUCUUUGUAAGUACCAAAUUUAGGAUGUAGUAAUUAUUUAGGAAAUAUUUCUGUCAAUUUCUUCUUUAUUUAUAAAUAUAUCAAGCUGUUAUUAAAGGUAGAAGGUUAUAAUUUAUAUAACUUCUAUCCUAAAAUUGUGAGAUCUGAUGGUUAGAAAAUUUCUUAAAUGUUAAAAUGUUAGUUUUCUUUAUUCAUUAGAGUUUGGGCAUUUAAAUAAAAGCAUUAUGCUUUAUUAAUAGUAUGUAGUAUUCUGUAUAGUCUUUUAGCCGUAAUUGAGGUUGAAACAAUACAUUUGGAAAAUAGCCCCUGAGAUGUACUUUUUAAAUAAUAAAUUUAGAUUUGUGUGAAAUUUAUUUUUUUUACAAUAUUUGUAUUAUAACCCACUUCUUGCACACUGAUGUGAUGACUACUAACAAAAUAGUUAUUCAACUGAUUUAUUAUAUUUCCAGAGUGAAGGUUGAGGCGGAAAAAAACAGACUCAUGAAACUAAAUGCUAAAACAGUUAUAGACAGUUAUGCAGAGUGCUAUCCAGGGUAAGAAAUGUUCCAGUCAUUUGAAAAUAAGCUUAUCAUUUUGAAACGUAACCCCUUGGCAAUUUUGAUUUAAAAAAUAAAUGUACCGGUAAUUGUCUUUAUGCAAAAAAUAAUUUUAACAAUUAAAUUUUAAGAACUAAAAUCAAUUGUGAUUUUUAUCUGUUGGCAUACAUAUUGAAAUUCAUUCCUUGACUUAACAUUACCAGCAUGAUGGAAUCAGCUGAUGCCAUUGAUGACUCGGAUGAGGAGGUUGAUUUCACUAAAAUGGACCAGGGCAACAAGAAAGGCCCAGUUGGGAGAUGGGACUUUGAUACAGCUGAAGAAUAUUCAGAUUACAUGUCCAACCGAGAAGCUUUACCUAAGUAAGUUACUGGCAGUGGAAGCACAUGUGAAAACUGAGAUUUAUUCCACUGAAAUCUUUACACUUCUCAAAAUUCUUACUUUACUGUAUAUAACUGUAGCAAACAUGUAUCCCUUGCAAAGCAUAAACAAAAUAUUUUUUAAAAUGUUCUGGUUAUUUAAUACAAUAUGAUUAGCCCCAAGAUAUUUAAGUAUUCCAAAUUUUAACAUACACAUUUUAAAUUUUUUGUUUAACAGGGCUGCUUUCCAGUAUGGUGUUAAAAUGUCAGAUGGCAGACGCACACGAAGGACAGGCCCAAAGGAUGAAAAGCAAAAACUUGAUAGAGAACUACAACAAAUUCAAAGGAUCAUCGACAAAAGAAAGCCACCUGGUGGUGGCGGGGGCAGCGAACCUAAACAUCCUAAAUAUUAAUAUUUCAUCAAUCGCUGGGUCAUUACUCAUAAUGGUACAUGAAUAGGAGGAUCAUCAUUUUUUUAUGUUAUUGUAACUUGUUUUGCACUUUAUAUUACAUGUGGCACAGUCCGCAAGUUUUUGAAUGUAAAAGUUGAAACAAAACAUUAGUCAUGUGGCUGAUAUUCCAUUCAGCACUUUAAUUUGUAAAAGGAUAAUUAUUCUAUAAAUACUACAUUUUUAUUAUGGCUUGAAAAGAGAAUAGUCACGCUCCUAUUAAUUAAUAAUUAUUUAUAGAGUUAUUAAAGGGGAUAUUUUACCAGCAAAUAUAAAUUUAUUUUUAAAAAGUCCAGAUUUGUAUUAAUACCUCAAUAUAAAUUUCUUAAUAGCUAAUCUAAUUCACUUAAGGAAAAUGACACCCAGAGACUGCCCGUCUCACCUCCUCUCUUUAAAUCGACAUACUCCUGAGCAUCCUCAAAGCGGGAUGUAUGCCAAGGACCUGAAAUCCCACCUCAGCUAUCAUUGGGCAUGUAUCUAACAGUAACAGUCUCCUGGCCAGACACCCACUGGUGCGUAAAGUUGCCAAAGGCUCUGGGUGGUAUUAUCAAAGGCCAUAACUUAGCCUCCCUCCCAAACCAGAUGACAAGCAACCACCAUUUGACCGGGAUAUACGCUGGAACGUGUUAUAGAUUGGAUCACUGGUACUCAAAGUUUGCCUUAGUAUUCGUUGGUACCAAGGUGUCUAUGAGACUUUUAAUAUUUUACUCUAAAUACUAAUCUGUAAUAAAAAGUGGCUGGGCAGCUUCCUGGGAUAACUAUAUCUUUUUAACUUGAAUCCCUUAAAAACGGCAGUAACCGUUGUGCAUGACAUUAUUAUUGGUAUCUUCCAGCCACAGAAACCAUUGCCACAUUUCAUGUUUGAAAAUGUAUCCAGGCUUGGUUAGACAGAAGCAACACUCAAGAGACACUGGCAGCUGUGCCAGCAACCAAAAGUUUUGCUUUAUAUAAUUUUCUUGGCAUUUUAUUCACAUCAAUCACUGUACUGUUUGAGUUGUGGAAAUAAAAAGGAAGGAACAUAUUGCUUUUUAAAAAAGAAUAGGAAAACAGUGAAAAGAUGAUUUUUCAAAUAAAUUUUUGUAUUUUGAUUGUUGUUACACGCAGGGAAGAAAUUCAUUUAAGUCUGUGCUCCCCAUUUGUAUUAAAUUUUCUUUCAAAUAAACAAUGUGUUAUGUUUUAAUAUUAAUAUAAUGCUAAACUCUCUUGUGGGCUGUUGAUGUCUGUGUUAUUUUUUUGACUGUUGUGUUGUCUAAAUAAGAAUUUAAGAUAUGGUGAUGGAUUAUUAUCACAAUAUCUGCAUGAGGAUGGCAAAUCAGUCUUAUGACACCAAUUUAAUAAAACCAUUUAUGCAAUGUAUUUAAAUAUGUAUUUCUGGUGGUCAUUGUAUUUAAAGAAAGUUUUUGUUUUCAUAAUCAUAACCUUAAUAAUUUUCUGCACAUGUUUAUGGAUUCCGGGCUCCAGCUAUGGCUUUGGCAUCAUCUUAAGCCUUGAGAACUGCUUCUCAAUAUAAACAUUUUCUAAUCCACAAUAUUAAGGAUAUCGGAGCUAAUCCAGUGGCACCAAUCGAACUACACCGAAUGACAUCACAAAGGGCUACACCCAUUACAGGGAGGUUACUCCAUUACAAGCAGGG